Molecule: messenger RNA, 1086 nt
Organism: Kuraishia capsulata CBS 1993
Lineage: Eukaryota; Fungi; Ascomycota; Pichiomycetes; Pichiales; Pichiaceae
Exons: 1
Coding region: 1-1086 (361 amino acids)
Biological process (GO): phenylalanyl-tRNA aminoacylation
Cellular component (GO): mitochondrion; cytoplasm
Molecular function (GO): phenylalanine-tRNA ligase activity; tRNA binding; ATP binding
Source: RefSeq, a predicted model, not a curated record
AUGGGCAAUUACACCUUCUUUAACGAUUUUGAGCCUUUUGUGACUAAAUAUGAGAACUUUGAUGCACUGGGAUUUCCGGAGGAUCAUCCAGGAAGAUCCAAGUCGGACACCUAUUAUCUGAAUUCUGACAGCUUACUGAGAACUCACACUUCGGCUCAUGAAGUUGAAUGCUUCCAAACUUCCAAGACUGCAGGGUAUUUGAUUAGUGCUGAUGUUUACCGUCGUGACGAGAUUGAUAAAACGCAUUAUCCUGUUUUUCAUCAAAUGGAGGGAGCUAGAAUUUGGAAGAAGUCAGAUUUUUCAUCGCAGGAAGAACUGAUCAACCAGCUAGAAAAAGACAUUGAGUCUCUGCCAAAAACCAAUAUGAUUGUGGAAGAUCCAAACCCUCCAUUUCACGAAGAGCGCAACCCAAAACAAGAUCACAUGACUGACAGAGAGACUGAUUUGGUUGCUCAACAUUUGAAGAGAACCAUUGAGAUCCUGGUUUCUCAAGUCUUCCAGACUGAUGAGCCUUUGAGAGUGAGAUGGGUUGAAGCUUAUUUCCCUUGGACAGCACCCUCUUGGGAGAUUGAAGUUUGGUGGGAAAAUGAGUGGCUUGAAUGCUGCGGUUGUGGAGUUGUUCGCAAGCCUGUACUGGAUACAUCAGGAUUGGACGAUACCAUAGGCUGGGCUUUUGGUGUAGGUCUGGAUAGACUGGCGAUGCUGCUCUUCGGAAUUCCAGAUAUACGGCUGUUUUGGACUUUGGAUCCUAGAUUCAAGUCUCAGUUCAUGGAGGGCCAGAUAUCCAAGUUCAAGCCCUACUCUAAGUAUCCUGGCACUAUGCGUGACGUAUCAUACUGGAUCAAUGAGGAUCGGUCAAUUCACGAAAACGACUUGAUGGAGAUUGUCAGGAAUACCGCUGGUGACCUAGUGGAAAGUGUUAAGCUGAUUGACGAGUUUGUUCAACCAAAGACUGGCAGGAAGAGUCAAUGCUACAGAAUACACUAUCAGUCCAUGGAGAGAUCAUUGACUAACGAGGAGAUCAACAGGUACAACGACGAGGUUAGAGAUACGCUGGUGAAGGAUUUUGGCCUGGAGUUAAGGUGA